AUCCUGCUACCUCCAUCACAGCGAAUGCCAAACACAACAGACUACAAAUCCACCACUGUAGGAGUUUCCGGCCAAUGUAAGCCGAUCACGCACAAAUGCAGCCCUCGAAGGGAAGACAAUAUUUCUGUUCGCACAGUAUUCAAUUGUUCAGAGGCCUUUCAUGGAAUCAACGGGCAGCCGCCUGUUGUACCGUUGAAUCAAUCAUUCACCAUCUUGGAUCCAGAUACACCUCCGCUGAUUCAACUGCAACUUCAGCAGCCCCAGCUGGGCCAUACGAUUUGGAACAUCACCGGACGGACCGUGUCCGACGGACGACGAGCUGCUCACGAAACUCCACCUAGGCGUAGUAGGGCGGAUCAACCUGCUCUCGACACAAGCUGGCCCCGACCUAAGCCAAGACCCAGGCCUUUUCACUGAACUCCAAACAGCCAUGGACUUCGUGUUCGAAUGCGGUUUCGAAGCCCGGGACGUCGAGUACCUGUGGGCGCGCGGCGCUGUGCGCAGCUACACACUGACACCAGCCCAACAGCAGCCUGCUGAUGCUGUAUUUCGGCACGAUGCAGUACUACCAACAGGCCCCUCAAGACGACGCGCCUGACGACAUCAGCACAAUGGCAGUCCAGGGCAACAGCACAGCGAUGGGAGACACGUGCUCGCGGCUAUCCAGCACGCGCAUCCUCACCGUCAUUGGCUCAUACUCAGGUCCUCGCCCGAAUCUGGCCGAGCAGGAGCGCAAGACCGUCCUCGUCGCUCGCGUCCAGAUCGGCAGCCUCGCCUUCGUCUUAUCCUGUGGUGCGGCCUACGUCGUCCUCAUCUGCGCCGUCGCCAUCUCCGCGCUCCGGUGCCUC
Messenger RNA from Exophiala aquamarina CBS 119918, 848 nucleotides. RefSeq lists its product as uncharacterized. The record is from RefSeq and is a predicted model, not a curated record. The coding region runs from base 25 to 417 and encodes 130 amino acids. NCBI's taxonomy places the organism in Eukaryota, Fungi, Ascomycota, Eurotiomycetes, Chaetothyriales, Herpotrichiellaceae. The transcript has a single exon.